UUGCAACGAUAUCGCUUCAUACUAUUUGUAAACAUAGAAUGACACGCGCUUCAUUUGUAUUCACUUUAACAUGAUUUGUCAAUAAAUUCUGUUAUUGUGAGCUGUAACUGGAAAAUGUACAAUUUGUGCAAAGUCACUCACCCACCAUUGGGUGUUGAAUACUCCCUUUAUUGCCAUUUCUUUAAUCAUCGUGAAAAAUCUCUUGUUGUAGCUGGAGCAAAUAUUCUUAGAGUCUUUCGGUUAGUUGCUGAUGUCCAAACCAGGUUACAUAGGCUCGAAGAUAGAACGGAAGAUGGAGUUAGUCUACCCCCAAAAGUUAAACUUGAGUGCAUGGCAACCUACAAGUUGCAUGAUGAUGUGGCUACAAUGGCAUCAGUGUCUCUGUCACCAUUACGAGACUCUUUGCUCUUGGGUUUCAAAGAUGCAAAGCUUUCUGUUGUGGAGUAUGAUCCAUUUAAUCACAAUCUUAGAACUGUAUCCUUACAUUAUUUUGAGAAAGAAGAUAUACGGGGUGGAUGGGUCCAGACAGUUUGCUUACCAUUGGUCCGUGUAGACCCAGAGGCCAGAUGCGCUGCUAUGCUGAUCUUCGGAAAGAAGAUUGUAAUAUUGCCCUUCCGUCUGACCCCCUUGCCCACAGAUGAUGUUGAAUUCACAAGUGGUCCAUUCACAAGAGGUCCUGUUCAGCAGUCCUACAUUAUAGAUCCUAAAACAUUUGAAACCAACAUUGAUAAUAUAUUAGAUAUGCAGUUUUUACAUGGCUAUUAUGACCCUACUCUCAUGCUGUUAUAUGAACCCAUCAAAACUUUCCCAGGGAGAGUUGCAGUCCGUCAGGAUACUUGUGCCUUAGCAGCCAUCUCCCUAAACAUUCGACAGCGAUUACAUCCUGUUAUUUGGUCCAUUUCAAGUCUCCCCCAUGACUGUGUCAAACUUCUCCCUGUACCUAAACCCAUUGGUGGAGUUCUUCUAUUUGCUUGUAACUCGCUCACAUAUCUCACCCAGUCAGUACCCCCAUAUGGAGUCUCCCUCAACUCUAUGGGUGACAAGAAUACCAAUUUCCCCUUACGAAAACAAGAAGGCGUCGUCAUAUCACUGGAUUGUGCAUAUGGUCAAUUUCUUACCGAAGACCGUGUCGUCAUAUCAUUGAAAGGUGGUGAGCUGUAUGUUUUAACUCUUGUUGCUGAUUCUAUGAGGUCUGUCCGUAGCUUUCACUUUGACAAGGCUGCUGCAUCAGUGUUAACCUGUAGUAUGACUGUAUGUGAGGACCAAUACCUUUUCCUGGGUUCUCGGUUAGGAAACUCUCUCCUCUUACGAUAUACGGAGAAGGACCUUGGUGAUUCAGUGCGUAGCAGAAGCAAUGUUCCUUGUGAUCAGGAACCUCCUACAAAAAGGAAGAAACUUGAUACUUUAGGUGACUGGAUUGCCAGCAAUGUUGAUGACAUUCAAGAUGAUGAUGCUCUUGAGGUAUAUGGCCAAGAAGAUACUUCAACUGUCCAGCUUAGUUCUUACAAUUUUGAG
Messenger RNA from Macrobrachium nipponense, 1515 nucleotides. Its product is annotated as cleavage and polyadenylation specificity factor subunit 1-like. Gene Ontology annotation, cellular component: nucleus; mRNA cleavage and polyadenylation specificity factor complex. Lineage: Eukaryota; Metazoa; Arthropoda; Malacostraca; Decapoda; Palaemonidae. Gene Ontology annotation, molecular function: protein binding. The record is from RefSeq and is a predicted model, not a curated record.